AUGACUGGCUACGAGAAAUUGCAACCUUUGUGUUUGGGGCUUGGAUUCCUCACGUUACUGAUUGGAUUAUCUGUGUUGCACUUUAUGAUCAAGCAAAGAAAGCUAAUUAAGCUAAGAGAACAACUGUUUGAGCAAAAUGGGGGUGUAUUAUUGGAAGACAAACUUAGAACUACAGGUAGCAAUGUCAUGAAAAUUUUUCAAGUGGAAGAGCUAGAAGAAGCGACGAACAAUUUCGCAGAAGGUAAUAUUAUUGGAAGAGGAGGUAAUGGCACUGUGUACAAGGGAACUCUACCAGAUACACGUAUAGUAGCAAUCAAAAAGUCCCAAAGACUGGACCAAGGACAAAGGGAUCAAUUUAUAAAUGAAAUGGUAAUUCUUGCACAAAUUAAUCACCCAAACGUGGUGCAACUUUUGGGAUGUUGUCGAGAAACCGAUGUCCCGUUACUAGCUUAUGAAUUUAUUUCUAAUGAUACCCUUCAUCGACACAUUCAUAAUUAUAGUGCAAGUGGGAAAGGUAGAUUUUCAUGGGAUAACCGUUUAAGGAUAGCACAUGAAUCGGCUGGUGCACUUGCGUAUCUUCACACAGAUGCUAGAGUGUCCAUCAUACAUAGAGAUGUGAAAUCUACUAACAUACUGUUGGAUGACAAUUACAUCGCAAAAAUCACAGAUUUUGGUGCUUCAAGGUUAGUCCCAUUGGGUCAUGAUCAAGUCACUACGCUAGUUCAAGGGACCAUAGGAUACUUGGAUCCUGAAUAUUUUCAUACAGGUCAUCUAAUAGACAAGAGUGAUGUCUAUAGCUUUGGAGUGGUUCUUGCAGAACUUUUAACUGGAAAAAAAACUAUUGACCCAGGAAGAGGUUUUGACGAUACAAAUCUUGCUACAUAUUUUCUAAAGGCAAAGAAGGAAAAUCGGUUGCUUGAGAUUCUUGACCAUCAAGUAGUAAAGGAAGCAAAUGAUGACUAA
Helianthus annuus (common sunflower) is the source of this 963-nucleotide messenger RNA. Its product is annotated as wall-associated receptor kinase 3. Bases 1 to 963 code for a protein of 320 amino acids. The record is from RefSeq and is a predicted model, not a curated record. NCBI's taxonomy places the organism in Eukaryota, Viridiplantae, Streptophyta, Magnoliopsida, Asterales, Asteraceae. Gene Ontology annotation, cellular component: plasma membrane. Gene Ontology annotation, molecular function: protein serine/threonine kinase activity; ATP binding. Gene Ontology annotation, biological process: protein phosphorylation; cell surface receptor signaling pathway. The transcript has 2 exons.